AUAUUCAUUCAAGGUUCAUCUUGUUUGUGUGUUACGUGUUGAAUUAUUGGCUUCAUUAAAUAUUUUCAUAAUUAGAAUUGAUGUAACGUACAUGAUCGGUUGUAAUUGAAAUACAUUCGUGUCUAGAAAAGUCAGUAGUUGAAAUUGCUCCAUUGUCUUAGCUGAUCAGUAGUUUCUCAACAGCAGUGCCAACUCUAUCGUGAUAUUUUUUUGCCGAAAAAACAAAAUGUCUUUACCAUUCGCCGUAUUUGUCAGAGGAAUUGCUACUUCGCAACAUUUAAAUGCUGCCAUUAAAAAUGUCACCGUUAUUGGCGGUGGUCUUAUGGGAUCAGGAAUCGCUCAAGUUGCUGCUCAAGCUGGAAACAGUGUAAAUUUAGUCGAAGUAAAUGAUGGAGCUUUACAGAAGGCCAAAGGUGGUAUUCAGACUAGUUUGCAAAGAGUAGCCAAAAAGCUUUACAAAGAUAAACCAUCCGAUGCAGAAAAAUUCGUAUCCGAGUCCUUGAGUAAAUUGAACUUUACUUUGGAUUUACCUGGAUCUGUUAAAGAUUCUGAUCUCGUCAUCGAAGCCAUCGUUGAAAAUUUACAAACUAAACAUAAAUUAUUCGGUGAUAUCGACACUAAAGCGUCAGAAAAAACGAUAUUUGCGUCUAACACGUCUUCCUUAUCCAUACAAGAUAUUGCUUCUGUGACCAAACGUAAAGAUAGAUUCGUUGGAUUACAUUUCUUCAAUCCAGUUCCGGUUAUGAAAUUAUUAGAGGUAAUUAGAACCACUGAAACGUCAGACGAUACUUAUAACAAAGCUAUCGAAUGGGGUAAAGAAAUCGGAAAAGUCACCAUUACUUGCAAGGAUACCCCAGGAUUCGUAGUAAACAGAUUAUUAGUGCCUUUCAUGAGCGAAGCUUUCAAAAUGCUAGAAAGAGGCGAUGCUACCGCUCGAGAUAUCGAUACAGCUAUGAAAUUAGGAGCUGGUCACCCCAUGGGACCUUUCGAAUUAGCCGACUACGUCGGUCACGACACCACGUAUUUCAUUCUUAAAGGUUGGGCUGAGAAAUAUCCCAAUGUGGAGCAAUUCAAACCCACCGAAACUAUCAAGAAGUUGGUCGAUGAGAAUAAAUUAGGAGUGAAAUCCGGUGAAGGAAUAUACAGUUACAAGAAGUAAUUUCGUGAUAAAGAACAAUUAUCGAUUGGAAAAGUAUUCUUAUAAAGUAAAUCGUACGGAUUUUUUAAUUAACUUUAGUGGUGUUCAAUUUUUUUCAUGUUAUAAUGGUUUUGUAAAAUUUAAAAUUAUUGUUCAUUGUUAUAUUUAUUUACUACCUCGAUUGGUGUCCACAUUGCAUUAUUCAUAAUGGUUUUCUUAUAUUCGAAUGUAUCAUCGUAAAAAAUAAAAUUUUAUCGUAAAA
Molecule: messenger RNA, 1400 nt
Organism: Planococcus citri (citrus mealybug)
Lineage: Eukaryota; Metazoa; Arthropoda; Insecta; Hemiptera; Pseudococcidae
Product: probable 3-hydroxyacyl-CoA dehydrogenase B0272.3
Exons: 8
Coding region: 227-1159 (310 amino acids)
Biological process (GO): fatty acid beta-oxidation
Cellular component (GO): mitochondrion
Molecular function (GO): NAD+ binding; (3S)-3-hydroxyacyl-CoA dehydrogenase (NAD+) activity
Source: RefSeq, a predicted model, not a curated record